AUGUUUGGUCCAUUUAGAGCAUCUUUUGUGCCUCAAGGAGGUUUGUUAUGGAAAAUUCCAUGGAGAAUGUCAUCGAGACAAAAGUACCGUCAACGUAAAAGACUCCAAGAAGUUGACCAUACUAUCGAACUUUUGACCAAAUCUUUGGCUGAAACCAACCAAACAUGCAAAGCCAUUGAAAAAUUGAACGACCCUGCGGUGUUCCCUAAGGAAAGUGAAAUGGCUGCAAAGGACAAAUACACCAUCUUCAGCAGACACUCGAAAGGUUAUAGAAAAGGGCUCCAUAAGGUUCCAAAAUGGACCAAGGUUUCCCAUAGAGUCAACCCAGAAAACUUCUAG
Messenger RNA from Saccharomycopsis crataegensis, 339 nucleotides. RefSeq names its product mitochondrial 54S ribosomal protein mL60 MRPL31 (gene MRPL31). The record is from RefSeq and is a predicted model, not a curated record. Bases 1 to 339 code for a protein of 112 amino acids. Gene Ontology annotation, molecular function: structural constituent of ribosome. The transcript has 2 exons. Lineage: Eukaryota; Fungi; Ascomycota; Saccharomycetes; Ascoideales; Saccharomycopsidaceae. Gene Ontology annotation, cellular component: mitochondrial large ribosomal subunit.